ACCGACCAGCCAGUCAUAUCUUCUCUCGUCGAGUAACUUCAGUGGCCAUUCAGCAGCACAUCUCUCCUUCUCUUCUCGUACCUUUUUGCACCACCACCACUAACCACCACUAACCACCACCACCGGGGUGUUCCGCCCGAGAGACAGAGCGCCAUGGCCCGCGUGGUGGUUGAAGGGAUGCCGGAGACGGCCGCCGGAGGAGGAGUGAUGCUGAACCGACGGAGGAGCAAAGCCAGGCGGAGAAAGCGAAAGGAGUUGUUCGCCAUCCAGAUGUGCUUUGCGGGGGUACUGCUGGGGCUCGUCGUGGGGCUCAAGUCUGUGGUUCAGAAAGCAGGAUAUCAAGUUCCCAGUUCCUUGGUCGAGGAGGGGGCGAGGUGGGAGAGUCGUCACCUUCUACAGGAAGUCUACGACAACGAGUCAAAGUUCUACGCUGAGCCGAUAAAAAACUGCACAGAACCAGGGAUCCAUGAGUUCCCCAGGGAUUACUUCACCAACCAGGAGCGUGUUGAUGGAGCGGUGGGCCUACACGUCCUCUGUGCGGUCUACAUGUUCUAUGCCCUGGCGUUGGUGUGUGACGACUAUUUUGUCCCCUGUCUAGAGAAGAUCUGUGAGCGUCUUAGCCUGAGUGAAGAUGUUGCAGGAGCAACCUUUAUGGCAGCCGGCAGUUCAGCCCCUGAAUUGUUCACCUCUGUCAUUGGAGUUUUCAUCACGAAAGGUGAUGUCGGGGUCGGCACCAUCGUGGGCUCAGCCGUCUUCAACAUCCUCUGCAUCAUUGGAGUGUGUGGGAUAUUUGCCGUACAGACAAUACGUCUCACCCGCUGGCCUCUGCUCAGAGACUCUACGUACUACACCCUGUCUAUUUCUGCUCUUAUAGUGUUCAUAUAUGACGAAAAAGUGGUUUGGUGGGAAGCUCUCACGUUGAUUCUGAUGUAUUUCGUCUACAUUUUGCUCAUGAAGUUUAACUCCCACGUUGUUCGUUUCCUGGAGAGACGGAAGAAGAACUCGUCUAGUUUGAGGAACGGAGCGGCCAACAACGCCGAGCUAGACGACGGCUGUGAUGCGACCAGUGUUCUACUGAAGAAAGCGAACCACCACAGGAAGCCGUCGGUGCUGAUGGUGGACGAGCUGCUGUCGGCGUACCCCCACCAGCUGUCCUUCUCCGAGGCCGGCAUGAGAAUCAUGAUCACCAGCCACUUCUCCCCAAGAACCCGCCUCACCAUGGCUUCACGGAUGCUCAUCACCGAGAGGCAGCGUCUAAUCAACACACGGACUUUGACCAACGGUGACUCUGAUGGUCCAGUGAAAGGAGGAAGUAGGCGGGGCGUAGAAAACGGACUGUCCGGGGCUGAAAGGGGUGUCGGCGUUCGCCAUGACGACCGGGAGGCGGGCAAUGAGACGGAGAACGAGGACAACGAGAACAACGAGAACGAUGAAGAGGAAGAAGAAGAAGAAGGAGAGGGACCCCUUGUACCCUUCCGCUGCCCAGCGGGAGUGUGUAACAAGCUGAAGUGGCUGCUGGCCUGGCCUCUGUGCCUGCUGCUGUACUUCACCGUCCCAAACUGCUCCACGCCUCGCUGGGACAACUACUUCAUGCUCUCCUUCGUCUGCUCCACCAUGUGGAUCGCCGCCUUCUCCUACGUCAUGGUCUGGAUGGUAACGGUGAUCGGCUUCACACUCGGUAUCCCAGAUGUCAUUAUGGGCAUCACCUUCCUGGCGGCCGGCACCAGCGUCCCUGAUUGCAUGGCCAGCCUAAUAGUGGCACGACAAGGAAUGGGAGACAUGGCGGUGUCCAACUCCAUCGGCAGUAACGUGUUUGACAUCUUGGUGGGGCUCGGUCUCCCCUGGGCCCUCAACACCCUGGCGAUCAACUACGGCUCUGAUAUCAAACUAAACAGCAAAGGACUGAUCUUCUCUGUGGGGCUCCUGCUGGCGUCCGUGUUUCUGACUGUCCUGGGAGUUCACCUAAACAAGUGGACGUUGGACAAGCGCCUGGGUUUCGCAUGUCUCUUCCUCUACUCCGUCUUCCUGAGUUUCUCCUGCCUCAUCGAGUACAACAUCUUCACCUUUGUCAACCUGCCAACCUGCCGGGACUGAUGACACAAACACACACACACACACACAUACACAUACACACAUGCAAACACACACACACACACACUGAUAUGCGCACACACUAGAAGUGUUUGCAAGGAGUGAGGUGAAGUAUUAAAUACAGACAUGGCGGUGGUGUCCGACGACAGAAUGAGAACCAGAAAGUAUAAAUCUAAAUCUAAUCAACAAACACUAUUUGACACAGAUCUGAUUCACACACGUCUACGAGAAGACAUCCCACUCUGCUCUUUUCUUUUUUGACGCCUGUCUUUCUGCUCAGUGCAAUAUGGAGCCGCUCUGAUGUUUUGCUCACAACCAGAGUGCGGGAUUGAUUUCAGGAGCAGAGAUUGGACUUGUUACAAGUCCUCACUCACACAGAGGACAGCACUGAGGACGACUACAACAACAACAAGAACUCUUUGUCCGACCACUGCUGACGUGAGGACCUUUUAUUUUGAAAUUCCCCCGUAUUUAGGUGUGAAAGUAGUGAUGUUUACUAGCUGCUAAUCUUUCCUGAGAGGAAAGGCAGGUCUUUUAGAUCUACUAGUUGAGAGUAAUAAUUAUAAAAAAGCAAUGAUGUAAAAUGGGUGGGAGGGCGUAGGUUAGCGCUGUGGUGCAGAUAACGUUGUUUAAACAGGGUCAGAGUUGAAGUCUUCAGGCUAAGAACAGAAUCUGUUGAACAUUUUUCAAAGGUUAUGUUAGGACUAUUUAGAUUUCCAUUAUGUGCUCAUAAUUAAUUAACAUUUUAAGCUACAGAUCUUAGGGGAAAAAUACCUGAAACACAACCUCCCCCUCCCCCAGGGCAUUAUCCAGUCACCUUUUUAUAAAUUAACUUUAAUAGCAUCACAGCUGUAGCUUCUAUGUUUUGUACUGGAAAUUAAUUAGCUGUAUGGAGAGUUUUUCUUUUUUCCCCCUCUGUAAAUAGCACACCCCUUUGUAAAUAACCCCAGAUGUCAUAUUUAUUAUUUAUUCAUGUCAUACGCACAUUUCUCCUCCGGAGGUCACAAAACACCCGGGGCAGGUUUUUAUUUAUUGACCCAGGGUUGCUGAAAUCCACACCUAAGAUCUGUUCAGAUGACCACUCGUGUUACAAACAAGCACAAUUUCCCUCUGAAGGUAUUUUGUCUUGUUGAUUUCAUUAAUGACUUGAUUUUUAGUUUAUGUAGUGUGUGUGUGUGUGUGUGUGUGUGGAUGUUAACUUGCACUGAAGAGCUUAAACUAGCUUCAUGGGGUUUUUCCUCCUAACGCAUGCUGAUUAUAAGGAGAGCAUCCUUGUAAAAUGAAGCAGCUUUGUAUGAAAUUAUCACGGUUUUAAGGAAGCAAAUGUUUGUGUUGAGGUGUCAUAGUCUGUGCUGCCACCUAGGGGACAGAAAAUAAUGAACUGCUGCUUUCUCUCUUAAAGACACCGACCAAAUAGACUGAAAACAGUGGUGGCAUUAUUUAAAAACGACAGCCGAAGCACGUUUGGACGAGGUUAUUUCCUCUGUGGAUGUCCUGCUUCACUUCCUCUGUGGUCCCAAAGAGGAAGUGAGGUAUUAAAAGUGGUAGUAUCGUAGGAGUAAAGAUGCAAUAUAAAGCAUCAGGACUUUUAUCCCAGCUCUUAAUACUUUUAUUUUUAUCCAGGAGUUCUUUGUAUUUUGUAAUGCCUAAUGUCUAGAUUUGUCCAGAUAUGGUAGGUUUGUGGUAAAAUUGAGAUAAAUAUUCCUACUAGUUUUUAGAGCAUGUACAACGUGGUUCGUGAACCCCUACGGGGGGAUUUUAUAUUCCACUACAGGAGUCAAGUUACGCCAACGAAGUCACAUUAUUCAGUCAGAGACGUCCACCACAGAAAUGAACACUUAAAAAUCUGCUUUUUUCCUCCAGAUAAGUUCAUUUGAAAUGUCAAGUGCUCUACUCUUUUAUUUUUAUUUGUAUUCUUUUGAUGGAAGACAAUUGCUAAAACUCAACUUAAUUUGUUUCAGGGACAUUUUUAAUUUAUUUACCAGUAAUAUAAAAUAUAGAAAUCUGAGAAAUACUGUCUUUCGAAUGUACAAAUAAUGUUUUUUUUUGUUUAUAUAUCAUACAUAUUUAUUUAUUUCAGAGACACAGGCAGAAUAUUCUGUGCUAUGACCGGAAAACAGGGUUUAAAUGUGUUUUGAAUCUUAUUAUGUAAUGCAAUAACUAUGAGCUUACAAAUAUGUAAAUAUGCCGCUUUAAUGAUCAAAGACACAUUUAUAUUAAGAGUUUAACAUGAUGUAUUCAAAUUGUCAAUGAUGUCUUGUCGAUAUGUUAACACUGAAAUGAUUUACAAACAAUCAAAACAGGACUGUUAUGAACUUACAGAGCCCUAAACAUCAUCACGGUCAGUUCUGCAACACAAACAGCAUAAUCAAAUGAAGGGUACUAUAUCAUCAAAUACUGUCGAAUCUGGUUAUAAUGUCGUCCUGAAGGGAGACCUUGAUAUUCAGAAUCUGAGCUAAUCGUUUUCUUUAUCAUAAGCAUGUCAUAUAUAUAUAAGAGUAGAAAUGUUACUGAAGACACAGCUUUUAUAUAUUCAUUUCAUUUUAUAAGUCCCAUCAUUUCCUAAUAAUUUAUUUGAAAGUUUCCCUGAAAGAAAUAUGUGAUUUGGUGCUAAUUAUAGGGAAAACGGAGAGAAUAUUCUGAGAUAGUAUACAAAGUACAUAACUUAUUUAUUUGAACGAAUAAGAGAGAAUUGUUAAAUAGUUGUUGAGUUUAUAAGCAGUUGUUGAUUUCCAGAGGAAUUACAUGUAAGUCCGUUUCCACCAGAAAAAAAGAAAAGAAAAAAGUUACAAAAAUCAGUCAAAAGUCAAAAUUAUGAGGUAGUCAAAAUGUUGAAAAUGCAAAUUACCUUUUAAACCGAAUGAUGUAUUUACUAAGUCAAAAUUGUUAAUUUAUUUUUGACUAUAUCAUAAUUUAGACUUUGAUUUUGACUAACAUACUUUUGACUUAAAUCCUUAUUUUUUGAGUUAGUUUCACAUCAUUUAGCCUUACUAUCUCAUAAGUAAAUUUUUAACUAAGUAAGAUCAAAAUUUUUAUUUUUAAUACAUAUUAUUUGAUUUUCAAAGUCAUAAUUUAGUCUUUGAUUUUGACUAACCCAAUUUUGACAUGAAUCCUUAUUUUUGGAGUUAUUACUGUAUCUCAUCAUUUAGCCUCACUAUCUCAUAAAUCUCAUCAGUACAUUUUUGACUAAGUAAAAUCAAACAAUUUUAUUUUUAAUACAUUUUAAUUGAUUUUCAAAGUCAUAAUUUUGACGCAGCACUUAAGUAAGUAGCCGUGCAAUAUGCAGGAUAAUGUACAGCUAGCGGGUCAUUGUAGUGAAAUAAACCCCUUCUGUCGGGGUUUAUUUCACAACAAUGACCGGCUCGCUGUACAUUAUCCCUUACAUAUAAUUUUCUUUCUAGGAAAUUGUUGGGAAGUCAUGGGACCAAUAAAAUAUAGCGUGUCUCUCUCUCUCUCUCUCUCAAAUCCUCAAAAUGCUGAUGACUGUUGGUACUUUAAAAUCAACACUUCAAAGUUUAGUUUCAAAACAUCAACAGUUGGUGAUUUUAAUUAAAUUCAGACACUUUAAGCAUGUGUAUUGUAGCAUUCCUGGCUCAAAUCAGUAUCUAUCACUAUAGCCACAAGCUCGCCACUGCUAAUUUUUGGUUGGGUAACUAAGCUAUAUAUAUAUAUAUAUAUAUAUAUAUAUAUAUAUAUAUAUAUAUAUAUAUAUUUACACUAUAUCAUACGCUAUGCUGGCUGUUGAAGAAGAAACACUGGUUACAAGUCAUCAAUCAUCCUUUAAUGUUUUUAUCAGUAUCUUUAUAACCCAGGGUGUGUUUUUUCAGUUUAUCAUAUAUAUCAGAAAAUAUCUGUAUCAUGCACUUUACCAUUUAACAAUCGAUGCUACAGAUUAUUUGGUUCCAUACAUUCUGUGCUGCUAUUCACUGCAUGUACCUAACACCUAAACAUAGGGUACCAUGUCUUUGAAACUAACCAAACUACCAUAAAGACGCUCACGUUUUGAAAAGAGGCGUCUUGUAGAGGAGAUUUCUAAAUAAUUUGUGAUAUUCACAUGGGUGAUAUUGCUGAUGUACAUAUGUAUAUAGAUAGGUGUAAAUGUAUUUAUAUAUUUUUUGUCUCAAUCUGUAUAUCUGUUGAAUAUAUUUUCAUAGAUCCUAGGUCUCCCUUGUACCCCCCUUUGAUGUGUUUGAGACCUCCGAAACUAUUGUCCUUUGUUUACUCGCAUGGAGAUAUUUCAAUAUGAUAAAUUAUUUAUGGUAAAUCUUAAUGUACUUUGGGAUGAGAGUCCAAUGAGGUUUUUAGGUGGCACUGGAUUUAGUUUGAACUGGAUAUCCUAGAUGACUGCAUGCUGUUGCUAGUAUAGGAUAUAAAGUGAGUGGAGAGUGAGAGUGUUUGCAGACGAUACGUUUCUCUACGUAUCCAAGCUUUACCUCUUCAUACACAAGAAACUUUUCAACAGAAUGGUUUACUUUGUGUUUAGAUGUUUCAAAUGUAAUUUUAGAGAUCAUUUUGCUACCUGAGCAUUAAUAAAGUUGUCUUUGCUUAAGGUUACACAA
Messenger RNA from Sebastes umbrosus (honeycomb rockfish), 6650 nucleotides. RefSeq names its product solute carrier family 24 member 3 (gene slc24a3). Gene Ontology annotation, molecular function: calcium channel activity; calcium, potassium:sodium antiporter activity. The coding region runs from base 154 to 2094 and encodes 646 amino acids. NCBI's taxonomy places the organism in Eukaryota, Metazoa, Chordata, Actinopteri, Perciformes, Sebastidae. The transcript is spliced from 17 exons. Gene Ontology annotation, cellular component: membrane. Gene Ontology annotation, biological process: intracellular calcium ion homeostasis; calcium ion transmembrane transport. The record is from RefSeq and is a predicted model, not a curated record.